Molecule: messenger RNA, 1026 nt
Organism: Penicillium argentinense
Lineage: Eukaryota; Fungi; Ascomycota; Eurotiomycetes; Eurotiales; Aspergillaceae
Exons: 1
Coding region: 1-1026 (341 amino acids)
Source: RefSeq, a predicted model, not a curated record
AUGCCCACCGUCUUACUGCCCUCAUCGGCGGCCGCCUUUGCGCCGCGCUCGUCACCCAAUGUCGUCCUCAACACCAAAGUCGCGCCGUGGUUGACUGCGACCCUCAAGCGAGUCAACCGAGUCAAGCGCCCGCUGAACAACGUCACCCAACAUACGCGCUGUCUGACCGAGACACUGUCGUCGAACAAUGCGAUCUGGACCCUCUGCUCGAUGAUGUUCACCAAAGCACCCGACUCAGAACUGCGCAAGGACGAUAACCCCCUCGUGGAAGGCCUUUUCAACUACCAGAUGAUCCAUAUGGAGGCCUACGUGGUGCACGUCGACAUGGUAUCCCGCAACGAAGUCGUAUUCAAGUUGACCCCGGAGACGAUCGAAGCCCUGGUGGACUUUCACAAAGAGAUUUACUCCGUCGACGCCGCCGCCAACACGUGGGACUGGUCGGGCAAACAAGCGCAAUUGAAGAAGCUGCAGGAUGAGUUCGUGCAAGCCGCGAACAAGUUCGUCUACCGCACCGAUGCCGAAGCCCUCGAGGGCCUAGAGGAAGACGGGGCCGGCGAGCUCCUCUGCGGCCGCAGCGAGGACGCCCAGUCCGCCAUCUCGGGCCUGUUCGUGCCUCUGCUGCCUCCGCCGCCGCGCGUGGUCGAUGUCCUGCGCCCAGUUCCGCUACUGCCCAGCUCGACGGGUUCAGAGACCUGGUGGCAUCCCAACGCGUCGCAGAUGGAGUCGUGGAAAGUAAUGCCGCCCAGUCCAUCCCCGGCGAGCACGGGCGAUUCUAACGCGAAUCUCUGGGCCAGUCUUGGUUUCGGUGAUCCUCACGCCCAACUGCCCUCGCCCACCCCGUCUUACAGCCAACCCUACACCACGGCCCCGUAUCCGACCUAUGACAGCAUGGCGGCCACCUCCGCGGCCAUUGCCACCCUGCCACUGCCCAGCAUGCUCGUGCAACCCUGCAGCACGGCUGCCAACAUGGCCGGUUUCGGCGGCUGGGAGAACUUCGCGCCCCUGCAGUAUGCCACGACCAUCUAG